AUGACGAGCGAUUCGUUAAUGCUGACUCCGUCGACAUUGUUACAUGCAUCGGAUACGUUGACGGUAAUCGACGAUAAGUCAGUUAUUAGUAUUUAUGAUAUUCGCAGUAACCGACGGCGUUUAUUCGUAUUGAUUAUGAUCGCUUUUUCAUCUAUUAUACUUCCAUUUUGUGAUACGGUUUACUUACCAGCAUUAGCUCAAUUAGAACACGAUUUGAAGACAAGUACGACAUUGGUGGAUUAUACCAUUUCAUCGUAUCUAGUAACAUGUGGAAGUUUUGGUUUGCUUUGGGGUCCAUUAAGUGAUCGAUUCGGCCGAAAGAUUAUACUUUUAAUCUCGUUUGCCUUCUUUACAGCGUUUACUAUCGUGUGCACGCUUGCUCGUUCGAUAAUCGUUCUAUUAAUUUUCCGUUCAUUACAAGGCGGAGCAAUAUCUGCAUCGUUGAUUGUGGGACAAAGUGUUGUGGUAGACAUGUAUCCGCCGGAACGGCUCGGUUUCGCCAUGGGUCUUUUUCUUGUUCCGUUACUAGUCGGACCAAUCAUCGGUCCAUUUAUUGGUGGCGCUCUAGCGAGCUCAUUCGGAUGGCGAAGUACAUUUGUCGCUUUGAUAAUUAUGGCAGCGAUUUCGACAAUUGUUAUUCUCGUAUUCGUACCGGAAACUCAUCAUUAUUUUAUAACGCAGCGUCAGUUGAAAUUAGGAAAGAAAAUCAAAACGAACACAAUUCGCGAAAUUCAUUCGAUUAGCAAACCUACUUUUAUGCCACCAUGGCGACCGUUCGUCUUCUUACUUGAUAUAACCAUAGCACCGCAUAUCUUCGUAUGCGCUACUAUUUUCGGUACUCUAUUUGUUUCGCUGACUCUGAUAGCCAAUCGAGCAGCUGACAAACCAUAUUCACUCUCGCCAUUCCUUAUCGGUCUCUGUUAUAUUCCAACUGGUACUUGUUCAUUGCUCGGCAGUCUGUGCGGUGGUUAUGUGUCCGAUUGGUCAGCGAAGCGUUUUUCACGAAUAGCGGAAGGUCGUCUGGUUAUUAGCUUAUUGGGUGCGACUUUAUGUCCAAUGGGAUUGUUACUAUGCGGGUGGACAUUUCAUUUCAAUGUUCAUAUAGUGGUGCCGCUGAUUGGUGCGUCGAUGUUUUGUUUUGGUGAAACGUUUAUAUUCACAAGUGUUGCCGCUUUUGUUAAUGUAAAAAGAUCAGCAAUGGCCGGUGCAAUUCUCGCCCUUAUCAACGCACUCAGUUUUGUAUGUGCUGGCCUAGGAAUUAUCGGUGCAAUUCCUUUAGUAGCAGUGAUUAAAUUCGGACCUUUGUUUAGUCUUUUAGCUGGAUUAUCAUCGUUCACCAUUAUUAUCGCCAUGGUGGUUGUAGCGAACCAAUUUCGAAAAACAGCAUUUAUCAUCAGAGCAUCCGAUCUACCGAAAGCUGAAUCGUUCUCGAUCAAAAACAAGCAAAUUAUAGAGGAAUCAACUUCACUGCAAUGGUUCUAG
Messenger RNA from Adineta ricciae, 1482 nucleotides. The record is from the annotation of a GenBank genome assembly. NCBI's taxonomy places the organism in Eukaryota, Metazoa, Rotifera, Eurotatoria, Adinetida, Adinetidae.